GCUUAUUCAAAGGCUGCUUCUGUGGUUGAACAAACAAUAGGCUCCAUUCGAACUGUAAGUACGUUGUGGGUGCCUGAGCUACCUAAAUUACUAAAUGUAUGUAUCCUCCUGAUAACUUCAGCCACUCGAUCUUUAAUUAGGUUGCAUCAUUUACUGGGGAGAAGCAAGCUGUGGCUACUUACAACAAGUUACUUGAGAAAGCUUACCAAUCCGGUGUACAAGAAGGGCUGGCAACAGGAUUAGGCCUUGGGUCAGUUUAUUUUGUCAUGUUUUGCAGCUAUGGGUUGGCUAUUUGGUUCGGUGCCAGGAUGAUAUUGGAAAAGGGUUACACAGGAGGAGAAGUGUUCAGUGUUAUUAUUGCGGUGUUGGCUGGUUCCAUGUCCUUAGGGCAGGCAUCUCCUUGUAUGAGUGCCUUUGCUGCAGGCCAAGCUGCAGCCUUCAAGAUGUUCGAGACUAUAAACCGGAGGCCAUCCAUAGAUGCAUAUGACACCACAGCAGGUAAGAUACUGGAUGAUGACAUCCGUGGAGAUAUUGAACUGAGAGACAUCUACUUCAGUUAUCCAGCCAGACCAGAUGAACAAAUAUUUUGCGGCUUCUCUUUGUUUGUACACAAUGGCACAACUGCAGCUCUAGUUGGACAAAGUGGGAGUGGGAAGUCGACCGUGAUCAGUCUGAUCGAGCGUUUUUAUGAUCCGCAAGCUGGUGAAAUUCUUAUAGAUGGGAUUAAUCUCAAAGACUUCCAGCUUAGGUGGAUUAGAAAAAAGAUUGCUCUUGUCAGCCAAGAACCUGUUCUUUUCACAGCAAGCAUAAAGGAUAAUAUUUCCUAUGGAAAACCUGGUGCAAGUAUGGAUGAGAUCAGGGCAGCGGCCGAGCUCCAAAUGCUGCAAAGUUCAUCGACAAGCUUCCCCAGGGGCUAGACACAAUGGUUGGUGAACACGGGACACAGCUUUCUGGGGGUCAGAAGCAGAGAGUGGCUAUUGCAAGAGCAAUUAUAAAAGAUCCUAGAAUCUUACUCCUAGAUGAGGCAACAAGUGCAUUAGACGCAGAGUCUGAGAGAGUGGUGCAAGAGGCAUUGGACAGGAUCAUGGUUAACAGAACAACCAUCAUAGUCGCACAUCGCUUGACGACAGUGAGAAAUGCUCACAUGAUUGCUGUCAUUCAUCAGGGAAAGAUUGUUGAAAAAGGCACGCAUCUUGAGCUACUCAAAGACCCUGAGGGAACAUACUCACAACUCGUGUGUUUACAAGAAGCGGAUAAGGAUAGAGAACAAUAUGAAAGGCAAUUAAGCCAAAGGAGGACAUCCUCUUUACGCUCAGUAAGCCGGAGUUCAUCUGGAAUAGGAAAUAGCAGUCGGCGUUCCAUCUCUGCUUCCUCCUUUGGUUUGCCCACUGGACUUGGUGUGACUGAAACCACAGCUGCAGACCCUGAAAUUCCUUCACCAGAGAAACUCUCUACAAAGAUCCCGAUCCGUCGCCUUGCCUCUCUCAACAAGCCUGAGAUUCCAGUGCUCCUAGCAGGAACUAUUUCUGGUGUGAUAAAUGGUGCAAUCCUUCCACUUUUUGGGAUCUUGAUCUCCAACGUAAUCAAAGCAUUUUAUGAACCGCCGCAUGAACUAAAGAAAGACGCCAACUUUUGGUCACUAAUAUUUGUGGUUCUUGGAGCUGUCUCAUUUCUAGCAUGUCCAGCAAGGACGUACUUUUUUGGGGUGGCUGGUUGUAGGCUGAUAAAAAGGGUCAGGUCAAUGUGUUUUGAAAAGGUGAUUCGCAUGGAGGUUGGUUGGUUUGAUGAACCCGAGCACUCGAGUGGAGUGAUUGGUGCCAGGCUUUCUGCUGACGCAUCAACAGUGCGUGGUCUAGUAGGAGACGCACUCGCACAAAUAGUCCAAGAUACUGCAUCAGCAGUUGUGGGUCUAGCUAUUGCAUUUGAAGCAAGUUGGCAAUUGGCCCUUAUCAUACUUGCUAUGAUACCUAUGAUUGGAUUGAAUGGAUAUGCUCAAAUCAAGUUCAUGAAAGGAUUCAGUGCCGAUGCAAAGGUAUACGCAACUUGAUCUCGACAGUUAAACUUUAUAUACUC
Cuscuta campestris is the source of this 2073-nucleotide messenger RNA. Lineage: Eukaryota; Viridiplantae; Streptophyta; Magnoliopsida; Solanales; Convolvulaceae. The record is from the annotation of a GenBank genome assembly.